AUGCUUGAUGAUUUCAAAGCACAACCCCACCAAUCGGCUGAGACACGGGGCAAGCCUUCAUCGUCCAACAUCAUGUCCCCCACCAAGCAAGGCCGCAAAAUCGCCAUUGUCGGCGCGACAGGAUCAGUCGGCACCCCAACGCUCGAGGGCCUGAUCGCCCAGGGCAUCCACACCAUCACCGUCAUCACGCGGCCGGACAGCACCAACAAAAUCCCCGAGGCCGGCGUCGCCCGCGUCGAGCGUGGCGUCGCAUCCGACUCGGACUUUGCCGUCCGCGUCCUCAAGGACCAAGACGUGCUGGUGAUGCAGCUCGGCGUGGGCGCCAUGGGGGACCAGCCGCUGUGGAUCGAGGCGGCGGCCAAGGCCGGGGUGCCGCUGGUGGUGCCUACCGAGUUCGGCAGCGACCCGGACCCCGAGUCGCGCAUCGUCCAGGAGGUGCCCAUGCUCAGCGGCAAGAAGCCCGUGCGCGACCUGAUCGAGGAGCGCGGAAUGGCCUGGUUCGCCAUGGUCAACAACCCGUGGUUCGACUGGUCGCUGCCAAAGGGCCUGUGGGGCUUCGACGUCGCCGCCCGCACGGCCAGGCUGUACGACGGCGGGAGGACAAAGUUCCCCACGACCAACAUCGGCACCGUCGGCAAGGCCACGGCCGGUCUGCUGUCGCUGCCCGACGCGGAGCUGGCAAAGUUCCGCAACAAGCCCGUGUUUCUCAAGUCGUUCUACAUCACGCAGAGGGACGUCUUGGCCAGCCUGCUAAAGGCGACGGGCACGGAGGAGAAGGACUGGAAGAUUGAAGAGGUCGACUCGGACAAGUUCAUCGAGCAGGGGGUGAAGGCGGGCACUGAGCUCGACUUCAUAUCUGCAUUCUAUGCCAUGCACAUGACGGAGGGACGUGGAGGAGACUACAGCCACAAGAUUGGGGAUAACAUGGAGCUUCUGGGAGCGGUUGAGAAGGAGACCCUCGAUGAGACUGUGGCGAGGGCUAUCAAGGGCAUUUAG
Molecule: messenger RNA, 996 nt
Organism: Pyricularia oryzae 70-15
Lineage: Eukaryota; Fungi; Ascomycota; Sordariomycetes; Magnaporthales; Pyriculariaceae
Exons: 2
Coding region: 1-996 (331 amino acids)
Molecular function (GO): oxidoreductase activity
Source: RefSeq, a predicted model, not a curated record